Molecule: messenger RNA, 498 nt
Organism: Mytilinidion resinicola
Lineage: Eukaryota; Fungi; Ascomycota; Dothideomycetes; Mytilinidiales; Mytilinidiaceae
Exons: 2
Coding region: 1-498 (165 amino acids)
Source: RefSeq, a predicted model, not a curated record
AUGCUCGUGCUGAACAGCGGCGCGGCCAUCGCCGCCCUAACCGCGUACCGCGACAGCGUGCCCAACAACGCCGCAUUCGCCGCGAUCCACGACAUCCACUUCGGCGGCCACGACAUCCUCUACCGCUGGCUCGAUCAGGGUUCUGCGUGGGGUCCCGGGCCGCGGAACCCAGACUUCGCCCUCCUCGCGCGCUGCCCGCAGCUCGCGUCCGUCACGUUCGAUAUCAGCACCUGCAUCUACCAGCACCUCGUCGAGAUGUUUGUAGACGAGUGGUUCAUUGUGCGUGGGCAUAUAGAGAUGAUCGAGAAGCUGGACCUGGGGUGGUUGGGGGUUCCGUAUUUCAUGUGGGAUGUUCUUGCACACGGCCGUCCUUAUGCUCAGAGGAUUGAUUCGGAUGAGCAUGUCCCGAAGGACCUGAUGACGUGGAUACAGGGGAAGUUUGCUGAGCCGGGUUUACGGGUGACCGUAGUGGCUGAGGCGAAGCAGGAUGAUGACUAG